AUGUCUAUUUUAGACAUUGCUACAGAAAUUUAUGAAAAUAAUAUCUCUGAAUCAUCUAAAAAAUCAUCCUACAGUGUAUGUUUAGUAGGUAGUAAAUCGGUGGGUAAAAGCACUUUGAUACACCACUUUCUUGAUAAGCACGAUGCUGUCAAAGAAACUUUGGUCCUGGAAUAUUCCUAUGGAAGAAAGACUUCUCCAAAACAAGGAAUGGAAAAAACUAUUUGUCAUGUUUGGGAAUAUGGUGGAAGAAUGGACAUGCUUAGCACGGUUCUCAAGGCUAUCCCAACGGGCGAUAAUUUCACUUACUGCAUCAUGAUAGAUUUAAGCAAAAUAAAAACAUUAUGGAACGUUAUGGAGACUUCUAUUAGAUCAAUGAUUGACAAUUUUGAUGCAAAGCUACCAGAAUUAGUAAUAAUAUGCGGAAAAUACGACCUAUUUAAAAACUAUGAUAGCGAAGUAAAAAAAGUUGUAUGCACCACGAUGAGGAGUGUAGCGUUAUUGUAUAAUGCGCCUCUGAUGUUCUUCUCCUCCAAAGAACCACAGCUGCUGAAGAAAGGCAAGGAUCUGUUAUAUAGUACUGGUUUUGGUACAAGUAUUCCCCAAAAAGAAAAGAUUGUUAACUAUUCUAAGCCUCUCUCAAUAUCUAAGGGUGUUGAUACAUGGGAACAAAUAGGUUACCCGCCGUCGACUCUUGAACAGAUAAAACGUCGAUUUAUAUCAAGCAUAGAAUGUCAAAACGAAGUAAAACCAGAAAUAAAGUCAUUACAGAGAACACACCCGGAGCCAAUCUUGGACUCUCUGGCAGCUCUAAAAUAUGAUGAACUUCGGCGUAUUGAAACUUUCGAGCCAGCUAUUGAAGAAUAUUUGGAAUUUAUGAAUAAAUAGAAUU
Messenger RNA from Aricia agestis (brown argus), 889 nucleotides. RefSeq names its product cytoplasmic dynein 2 light intermediate chain 1-like. Gene Ontology annotation, biological process: intraciliary transport involved in cilium assembly; intraciliary retrograde transport. The coding region runs from base 1 to 885 and encodes 294 amino acids. The record is from RefSeq and is a predicted model, not a curated record. Gene Ontology annotation, molecular function: dynein heavy chain binding. The transcript has 4 exons. Gene Ontology annotation, cellular component: axoneme; cytoplasmic dynein complex; ciliary basal body. NCBI's taxonomy places the organism in Eukaryota, Metazoa, Arthropoda, Insecta, Lepidoptera, Lycaenidae.